Peromyscus eremicus (cactus mouse) is the source of this 2990-nucleotide messenger RNA. It is a transcript of the gene Mafb, whose product is annotated as MAF bZIP transcription factor B. Gene Ontology annotation, molecular function: DNA-binding transcription factor activity, RNA polymerase II-specific; RNA polymerase II cis-regulatory region sequence-specific DNA binding. NCBI's taxonomy places the organism in Eukaryota, Metazoa, Chordata, Mammalia, Rodentia, Cricetidae. The transcript has a single exon. Gene Ontology annotation, cellular component: nucleus. Gene Ontology annotation, biological process: regulation of transcription by RNA polymerase II; regulation of myeloid cell differentiation. The record is from RefSeq and is a predicted model, not a curated record. The coding region runs from base 57 to 1028 and encodes 323 amino acids.
CCCGGCCGGCCGCAAAGUUUCCCCCGCGGCAGCGGCGGCUGAGCCUCGCUUUAGCGAUGGCCGCGGAGCUGAGCAUGGGGCCAGAGCUGCCCACCAGCCCGCUGGCCAUGGAGUACGUCAACGACUUCGACCUUCUCAAGUUCGACGUGAAGAAGGAGCCGCUGGGGCGUGCGGAGCGUCCCGGCCGGCCCUGCACACGCCUGCAGCCGGCUGGCUCGGUGUCGUCCACCCCGCUCAGCACACCGUGCAGCUCGGUGCCUUCUUCCCCCAGCUUCAGUCCGACUGAACAGAAGACUCAUCUCGAGGACCUGUACUGGAUGGCGAGCAACUACCAGCAGAUGAACCCCGAGGCGCUCAACCUGACACCCGAGGACGCCGUGGAGGCGCUCAUCGGUUCGCACCCAGUGCCACAGCCGCUGCAGAGCUUCGACGGCUUCCGUAGUGCGCACCACCACCACCACCACCACCACCCUCACCCUCACCACGGGUACCCAGGAGCCGGUGUGGCUCACGAUGAGCUGGGCCCGCACGCUCACCCGCACCAUCACCACCAUCACCAAGCGUCGCCGCCGCCGUCCAGCGCUGCCAGUCCGGCGCAACAGCUGCCCACCAGCCACCCCGGGCCGGGACCGCACGCAGCGGCCGCAGCGACGGCUGCAGGUGGCAACGGGAGCGUGGAGGACCGCUUCUCAGACGACCAGCUGGUGUCCAUGUCGGUGCGUGAGCUGAACCGCCACCUGCGGGGCUUCACCAAGGACGAGGUGAUCCGCCUGAAGCAGAAGCGGCGGACCCUGAAGAACCGGGGCUACGCCCAGUCGUGCAGGUAUAAACGCGUCCAGCAGAAACAUCACCUGGAGAACGAAAAGACGCAGCUCAUUCAGCAGGUGGAGCAGCUUAAGCAGGAGGUGUCCCGGCUGGCCCGAGAGAGAGACGCCUACAAGGUCAAGUGCGAGAAACUCGCCAACUCCGGCUUCAGGGAGGCGGGCUCCACCAGCGACAGCCCCUCCUCUCCUGAGUUCUUUCUGUGAGUCGUGGCGGGUCCCGGCCCCCGCCCUUACCCUGGCCCAGACUCCCUGUCCUGUGUCCCUAACCCUGGACUCCCUGUCCCUGCCAUGGCCCCGGCCUUGACCUGUUUGACUCGAGAGAGAAGGAGAGAGAGAGAGAGGGAGGAAGGACGCGCGGGCCGCGGGCGACGGGCGGGAGCGCGGGUGGGUAGGGAACCUUGGCUCAGAAGAGAGCGGCGCAGGCCAGCGCAGCCUGCUAGACUUGGGCAGAGUCAGAGAGACCCGGGCGGGUGGGAGGUCCCGGAGUUAACUUUUCUCCAGUCUGGAAGGCAGCGAGGCAUUUUCCAAGGAGUCGCCAAGGCCGUCUGGACACUUAUGGCUCUGGGAACUUUGUGAGUGCCAGGGCGGCCGAUUCGCAGCCCAGAGCUCAGUUCGCCCCAGGAAGAGCAGAGGAGGGGAGCGGAGAGGAGAGGGACUCUGGAGUCCCCGAGGGCGAGAGGCAAGGCUGAGCUAAGGAAGGAAGAACAGACAGAUCUGUCUGUCCAGAGUCCGGAGAACACUGGCUCUCAGCCGGAGACGCGGGCCUUAGGACAUUCGGCGCGCGAGGAAAAAAAAAAAUCUCAUCAGUUUUAUUGCCUGCUCGAUUAUAUAGAAAAAUACAAAAAUCUGCAUUAAAAAUAUUAAUCCUGCAUGCUGGACAUGUAUGGUAAUAAUUUCUAUUUUGUACCAUUUUCUUGUUUAACUUUAGCAUGUUGUUGAUCAUGGAUCAUAACUCCCUUGUUUCUUUGAGUGAGAAGGGAUGCAGUUCCAAAACUCCUGCAGCUGCGAGAGAGAGCGGAGUUUCAGUCGCCGGCCGGCUUGUAAAUUACCCGCCCGGCCAAACCACACUGAGAACGUAGCAGCAAGCUGAGUCUUUGUUUGGGUUCAUUAUUAUGGCAUUUUGUUUGUAAGUGAAAAUAAAAGAAGAUAGAAAAACAGCCAACUCUGUCCUGGGGAACCUUUGGAAUUUGUCCCCUUUUCCUUCCCACUUUAGUUUUCUGUUUCGUUGGUGUUGAGGGAAAGAUUGGAAGGGAGAGACAACUGUGGACGUCCACACCUUGGGUGCAGGAGCGUGUCCUCUACCCUGUCUUCUGGCCAAAUUGCCCCCCCCCCCCAACCCCCAAGAAGAAAAGAAAAGAGACCCGCUCCUCGGCUUUGCUUCCUGAGGAGUCAACCCAGGGCUGGCUUGGAAUCCUCCAGGAAGGCGCUAAUUGCGAGUCCCCUCCCCCAGAGCUUAGGGUGAAAGGAUCCCCCCCCCCCCCCACCUCUUGCUACUUGUCAAUGAAGACUUGCGCUCUCAUCGAACCAAAUGCCAUUCUCAGAAUGUACCAGAAACCCACACAUUGGCAAGCAAAGCUGCAACUUUCAAGUGCGUUCUUCAGACCGAUGCAUUCUGUGUUUCCCUGCUGUCGGGAUAGCAGGGAGAGUUUCUGGUGGUGUCCCACUCCCUUCGGUUGUACAGUAGUUAUAGGGGAGGCCUGGGUGUUUUUCUUUAUUGUUACUUUCAUUUCUGCGGGUCAGUAAAAGGAUUUAAGUUGCACUGACAAAAAUACCAAAAUGAAAGCGUACUUUUUAAAGUUCCCAUCUGAAUUUGCUGGCGCUGCUGGCUGGAUGCUUUUUUUGUUUGUUUGUUUUUGAGUUUGUAUUAGUUGAUAAAUUUACAGUAAUAACAAGAUUGUAUGAACCGCAUGGUGCUUGCAGUUUUAAAUAUUGUGGAUAUUCGUCCUGCAUCGGAAACGAGCUUUGGUUUUUACUGAUUCAACUGUGUUGAAAUCAAACUUGCAGCAACGCAACAGAAAUUGUUUUUAAUUUCAUGUAAAAUAAGGGAUCAAUUUCAACCCCUGCUUAUGAUAUGAAAAUAUUAAAAUCUAGUCUUAUUGUAGUUUUAAUUCAGACUGGUUUCUGUUUUUUGAUUAUUAAAAUGGUUUCCUAUUUUGCUUAUUAAAA